Molecule: messenger RNA, 12369 nt
Organism: Hypanus sabinus (Atlantic stingray)
Lineage: Eukaryota; Metazoa; Chordata; Chondrichthyes; Myliobatiformes; Dasyatidae
Product: zinc finger protein 271-like
Exons: 3
Coding region: 3532-5145 (537 amino acids)
Biological process (GO): regulation of DNA-templated transcription
Molecular function (GO): RNA polymerase II cis-regulatory region sequence-specific DNA binding; DNA-binding transcription factor activity, RNA polymerase II-specific
Source: RefSeq, a predicted model, not a curated record
CCUACUGCUGCCGCAGAGACAACAAAUUUCAUGACAUAUGCUGGUGCUAUUAAACCUGAUUCUGAUUCGAAUAUGGGAGACCCACCUCCGGUCACCUGAUCCCAGUUACCGCAGAUCGUAAAGCGAGCUUGAAGCCUUUUCCAUUUAUUUGCAUUCCUCAGAAAUGACAAGAGUUCCGUUAAGUUUCCUUCUGAGGUUACAGAGCAGAAGCUCAGUCUGUCUAAUGUUUCCACACAAUUGAAAUGGGGAAUUUGUUUAUUCUGAUCACGUACCGAGCUACAUUGAAUAGCUUGCACGAUGUACCAUCCACACAGAUCAAUACAUUACAACAGUAGAUGGAACUGAUAUACGACAAAACAAUAACUGUAACAAAGCAUUAUGACUGCAGAGAAAGUGCAGUGUAGAUAGAUAUCUGGUGCAGGGUCACGUCGAGUUACAUUGUGAGGUCGAGUCCAUUUUAUCAUUCAUUUGGCUUAUAACCACAGACAGGAAACCGUCCAGAGCCGGGUGGUACGCGCUUUAAGGCUUUGGUAUCUCUUCCCCGAUGGGGGAGCGGGUUUGCAGCAAGAAUGUCCAGGUUAUGAGGAUGUUUGAGUACAUGGCCUGCUUUUCCGAGUCAGGGGAAGUGUAGGAAGAGUCCAUGGAGGGGAGGCUUGUUUCUCUGAUGCUCUCCGCUCUACAAAGUUCUCUGCAGUUCCUUGGAGUCAUGGGCAGAGCAGUAGCCAUACGGAGGCGUGCAGUAUCGACAAGAAGGUCAAAGACCUCGGCCUUCACCCUGUCUUGCGUAGCUGGAUCCUGGACUUCCUGUCAGAUCGCCGGCAGGUGGUAAGAGUGGGCUUCCUCACCUCUGUCUCUCUGACCCUCAGCACACAUACCCCACAGGGUUGUCUCCUUGCCUCCUCCUUUACUCUCCAUGCACCCAUGAAUUGUGUCGCCACCCACAGCUCCAAUCUGUGAAUUAAAUUUGCUGAUGACACUACAUUGAUUGGCCUAAUCUCAAAUAAUAACGAGGCAACUUACAGAGAAGUCAUCACCCCGACACAGUGGUGUCAAGAAAACAACCUCUUCCUCAUUGUGUCAAAAACAAAGGAGAUGAUUGUGGAUUACAAGAAGAAUGGAAACAGGGACCAAAUUCAACAUUUUCAUGUCCGUUAUUGCACACUUUAAUAUUGAUCAUGACACAAUGUAUUUGCUAUAUCGUUAAUGGCAUAGAACAUAUUUAUAGAUUGUUACUGACAGAGAAUCGUAUAAUUGGUGUUCCGUGUGUUACCUGAAUGUACUUGCCUGUGAUGCUGCCAAAAGUCAGUGUUUCUCUGUACCUGUACCUUCCCGUACUUGUGCACUUGGUAAUAAAUUCAACAGGACCUGAGAACUCUCAGUGAGAUUUCAUUAGCGAUGAUCAUCUUGGCAGCUCGUUAGGACGAAUGUAUGAGACAGUACACUGUUAAAUGCAAAACCCUGAACGGUGUUGAUGAUCAGGGGGAUCUUAGACUCCAAGUUCAUCGCUCCCUGAAAGAGACUGCACAGAUUGAUCGGGUGGUUAAGAAGGCAAAUGGAAUGGUUGUCUUUAUUAGUUGAAGCAUUGAGCUCAAAAGUCGGGAAGUUGUGUUGCAGCUGUGACGAGCCUGCGGUCGUACUGUGACUGUUUAAGAGCGCCGGCGUGAGGAGGCGGGACUAUGACGUCAGUCACAGGCUGACAGCGCUAACUGUGGAUUAACCAUGAGAGAGAGCGAUCUGUAGACAGGCAGUCGACCAGUCUAGAGAGGGAGAGACUGGGAAAGCUGAUAGCUUCAGUUAGUCGCAGCUGAGGCAUGGAACUCUGCUAUGCCCAGAAGAGUGGGUUGAUCAUCGGUACACGGAGCAACAACGAAUGCGUGUGGCUGUCACUUCGUAUAAUCCAUAGGACUGGAUUGUGGAAUAUCUUGGGGGACAGCUUAUGUUAACACUUGCCUGGGUAUGUUGUGUGGUAAUCCCUGGUUGACGGUAUUCCUGUGACAGGUCGCUUUCGCUGAUAACUCGUAAGUGGACGGAUUCAACAGAUAAGAACUUCGACGACGGUUAUUUUAAUGUAACGGCCUUUUCGCUGCGUUUCACCCUGGAUUACAACUAUCUCUCUCCCAUCAUUUAUUCCCAUGAUUACUGAACUUUCCAACUUUACCAUCUCAAGACUCUAAGCUGUGUUCCCUCAGGCUCGAUAGUUUGGGGGUUAUAUUUACACAUAUACACAAAUAACACUGUUUCCUUUAUUUUGUUAAGUUACUGUCAGUAGAUACUAAUAAAGAAAUGGUUUAACAUCAAAACCAGACUCCAGUGUGAACUCUAUUGCUGCUGGUUCGUUUCUAAAGCGUUAAUGUUCGUGACACAGCUUUAUAAAACUAGUCAGACCACAUCUGGAGUAUUUCAUACAGUUCUGGGCGCCCCCAUUCUCGGAAGGAUGUCGGGGCUUUGGAGAGGGCGCAGAAGAGGUUUACCAGGAUGCUGCCUGGAUUAGAGGGCAUGAGCUAUAACGAGAAGUUGGACAAACUUGUGUUGUUUUCUCCAGAGCGACGCAGGCUGGGGUGAGACUGGAUGGAGAUGCAAGAUUACGAGAGGAAUAAAUUGAGUGGACAGACGAUAUAUUUCUCCUGGGUGUUAAAAUGUACCAAUACAUUAAAGGUGAGAAACAGAGUAGUGGAUAGCUGGAGUCACUGCCUGGUGUGAAAGAACCGACAAGUCACGUGAUCCAAUUUUCCCCUCCCAUUUAACCAUUUAACCAGUAUCUGCGCGUCUGUUUCCGAGGCCCGGCCCUCCGGAUGAUGUAACAAUCUAUACCGGCAUGCUCACUGUCUCCGUGUGGACCGUGUUUUCCUUUCCGCUCAGCGCAGAAGUGGAUUGACUGCAGCGUCGUUAAAGGAUUAUCGCCUCCAUUGGGGCGAAGGGGGUCGAGAUCACUGUCUGCUGGCCGAAGUUAUCACUUUCCCAUCAUUGGACCUGUGCUGAGAGAUAUUUUGGAGGAAAAACCCCAACUGGAAGGAAAGCACGACUGAAGAUGAGGGAACAACAACAAGGGAACCUUCCAGAGGAUUGAGAGCAUCAACUGGAGAGAACCCAUCUGACUCAGAGAUUCCAGUGAUUCAGUCAGAAUAAAAUUUGGUUUAAAACGACAAGGAAUUUAUCUGCAGGAAUCACGGAUACUACACGCCAAAUUUUCUGUCUGUGUCCAGAUAUCUAAGAAUUGGAGCAAUCGAUCAUUCUUCCUACGCCGACUGUGGGGAGGGAUUCACUUGAUCAUCUGACCGACCGGCACGCCUGUCAUUUUUCUCAUGGGGAACGCCAUUCACCUACCCAGACUGUUGGAAUGGAUUCACUCGGUCAGCUCAACUGAAGGUACAUCAGCAAGUUCACACUCAGACAAGUCCAUUCACCUGUUCUCGGGGUGAGAAGGGAUUCAGUCAGUCUUCCCACCUGUGGACACACCAGUCAGUUCACACUGGGCAGAUGCUGGGCAUCUGCUGAAUUUUUGGGGAAGGAUUCACUCGGUCAUCUGACCAAAUGGCUCACCAGCGAGUUCACACCGGGGAGCUGCCGUUCACCUGCUUGGACUGUGGGAAGGGAUUCAUUUGCUCAUCUAAGCUGAAGGUACAUCAGAGCGUUCACACUGGAGAGAGGUCAGUCUGUGAGAAGAGACUCACUAAGUCAUCCCACCUACAGAGACAACAGGAAGUUCACUCUGUGCAGAGGCUGGUCACCUGCUCAGUCUGUGAGAAGAGCUUCAGCAAGUCAUCCGAUCUACAGAGACACCAGCGAGUUCACACUGGAGAGAGGCCAUUCACAUGCUCAGACUGUGGGAAGGGAUUCACUCAGUCAUCUCAUCUACAGAGACACCAGCGAGUUCACUCUGGGGAGAAACCAUUCACCUGCUCGGACUGUGGGAAAGGAUUCACUCAGUCAUCUCAGCUGAAGGUACAUCAGCGAGUUCACACAGGAGAUAGGCCAGUAACCUGCUCAGACUGCGGAAUGGGAUUCACUCAGUCAUCUCAUCUACAGAGACACCAGCGAGUUCACACUGGCGAGAAGCCAUUCACCUGCUCAGACUGCGGGAAGGGAUACACUCAGUCACACGACCUACUGGUACACCAACGAGUUCACACUGGAGAGAGGCCAUUCUCCUGUUCAGACUGUGGGAAGGGAUUCACUAAGUCAUCUCUUCUACAGAGACACCUGCGAGUUCACACUGGGGAGAAGCCGUUCCCCUGCUCAGACUGUGGGAAAAGGUUCACUGUGUCAUCCGACCUACUGGUACACCAGAGAGUUCACACUGGGGAGAAGCCGUUCACCUGCUCAGACUGCGGGAAGGGAUACACUCAGUCACACAACCUACUGGUACACCAGCGAGUUCACACUGGAGAGAGGCCAUUCUCCUGCUCAGACUGUGGGAAGGGAUUCACUAAGUCAUCUCUUCUACAGAGACACCAGCGAGUUCACACUGGGGAGAAGCUGUUCCCCUGCUCAGACUGUGGGAAAAGGUUCACUGUGUCAUACGACCUACUGGUACACCAGCGAGUUCACACUGGGGAGAAGCCGUUCACCUGCUCACUGUGUGAGAAGAGAUUCACUAAGUCAUCCCACCUACUGCGUCACCAGCGAGUUCACACUGGAGAGAGGCCGUUCACCUGCUCAGACUGCGGGAAGGGAUUCACUUAUUCAUCUGAACUUAAGGUACAUCAGACAGUUCACACAGGAGAUAGGCCGUUUACCUGCUCAGACUGCGGAAAGGGAUUCACUCGGCCAUCUCAUCUACAGACACACCAGCGAGUUCACACUGGGGAGAAGCCAUUCACCUGCUCAGUCUGUGGGAAGAGAUUCACUCAGUCAUCCAUCCUAAUGGCACACCAGCGAAUUCACACUGGAGAGAGGCCGUUCACCUGUUCAGACUGUGGGAAGAGAUUCACUCAGUCAUCCAUUCUACAGAGACACCAGCGAGUUCACACUGGGGAGAAGCCGUUCACCUGCUCAGACUGUGGGAAGAGAUUCACUCAGUCACCUGACCUACUGGUACACCAGCGAGUUCACACUGGAGAGAGGCCAUUCACCUGCUCAGACUGUGGGAAAGGAUUCACUCGGUCAUCUCAGCUGAAGGUACAUCAGAGAGUUCACACUGGGUAGUGGCAAUUUACCUGUUCAGACAUUGGGAUAAGUUUCUCUCAGAUGUCUCCAUCAAAUAUGCAUAAUUGAGCUCAAAUUGGGGAGAGGCUGUUCACCUGCUGUGAAUGUGGGAAGGGAUUCACUCAGUUAUCUAACCUUAUGACACACUAUCGGGUUCACACUGGGGAAAAGGUUUCAAUAAGCUGCAUGCUAGAUAUUUGUCCAUCACCGUUGCUGAAUGCAAUUUUGACAGUGACUAUAUGUGCUGAACUCUGCCACCACCCCCAGUUCUGCACCCUGGUCACUGGGCAUGGGAGGAGUUUCUUCUGUUGCAUAUUCACCUUUAAUGGGAGUGGAGUUUAAUAUUGUGGAUACGAGACAAAUAAAUCUGUUCUAUUUUGAACUCUGUCUCCAGUACUUAGUGAAGUUAUAACAUACCUAAUGAACAGUAAAGAGUCAAAUCAGGUUGGCUGCACCCUGCCAGUGAUUCUGCUCUAGGGCAGUCCUUUUCAAUUCUCCCCUGUUGUUCAUCUCUCGUUCUCCCUCUGGUGAUGGGUUCCAAACAGUCACCACUCUGUGGGUGAAGAGGUUCCCCUUGAAUUUUCUGCAGACUGAAGAAGUCAUGUCGACUGCAGUUCUGUCUGAGAUGUUCUAUGCCCCUCAAAACUUUGGGCUGGGGAAGAAUGACAUUAGUAGUUAAGCUCCUUAUUCAGGGCUCAUUUCCACAUAUGUGUCAUUUCCCUUCUUCUAAAGCGUUAACAUGGAGGUACGUACUCGUGGGUAUCUUGUACUUGUCACGUGACAGUGGUGUUGAUCUGCUGGACAUGAGGUAAUGGUCUUGUGAUGGUGGAGUGACAUCAUUUUCCCGCCAGUGAGUGGUCAUGUGAUAGGUUUUUCCAACAGGGUAUAAAAGCAGGACCCCUCCUUGUGAGGAGGUAGUUCAUAGUGGAACUGCUGUAUCGCUGCGUAUUUGCUAUAGUGACGUGGUUCCUUUUAAAAGUGCAGUUUUACUUUCUACCUUGAGUCUAAAAGGUUAUCUCCGGCAGUUUUGUUAUAAUACUGCCAGUUAAAUUCAGUGGAGUGUGAAGAUUCGUCAAAAGUCGGGAAGUUAAAAGAUCGAGGAAAGUUGAUUUCGAUGGUAAAGCAGGUUCAACCUUGUUUGAUCCUGAUUUGGAAGUAAUUCGUCAGCUGUGCCCAUGAUAACUCCUGUUCUGCCGGGAGAAUUGAGGGUUGGGUAUAAAGUUUUGCCAAAGACAGGUCAGUACCUUUAAGCUGUUUCAUUGUCCUCUUUGUAAAUUCUCUGGGAAAAGCAUACUUCGAGUGGGAACAGCAGUAACACGAUGUGAAAGAGAAUUUAAAUUGUUUCCAGAAGUCUCUCCGAAGCAACUGAAUAAAACUUUGAACUUUCACAUUACUACUUGUAAGAACUGUUUUGCGUCAUUGCUGUAAGAACUGUUUUUGCAUUAUCGCUUUAAGAAAGGUUCAAGCUGCCGCACAGCAGCUGACUUCCGGUUAAGUUGGUCGUUUGUUUAUUUUUGGGCUUUUUAGUAGUGUUUAAUAAAUGUUUUAUUUGUUAUAUAAAAAAAACCUGCCUCAAUUAUAUAUUCAUUUUUGCUGGAUUCCAUAACAUUAAAAAUGGGAGCUCAUGGAAUGAACCAUUUUUGAGUUUAAAUGCUUGUUUGAUUUUGAAUCGGUGUUUUGGAAAAGGGGAAUACUUGAUUCUUUUGCUUGAUCGGCUUGUGUGUGGUAUUCAGCAACAAUGGAUAUUGAAGAAUUCCUGGAAUCGCCUGAUUGGGAGUUAUUAGCGAAGGGGAAAAAAAAGUGAUGUAUCUGAGAUUGCUAGUAGGUUUGAACUUAAAGGUAUUUCGAGGUCUACAUCAAAGGCUGUAAUACAGAGAAAAAUUGCAUCACACUAUGUAGAUUUAGGUGAUUUUGAUGAAUCAACUUUUGAUUUGUUUCCAAUAAGUAAUCUAGAGAUACAGUUACAAAUAGAACAACUGAUGUUAGAGCAAAGUAAAGUGGACCUACAGCUUUGUAUGUUGGAAGCUGAAAAUAAACAGAGGGUAUUAGAACUUAAGAUGGAGGAAUUGAUGUAUGUGAAUCAGUCUCCUGGUUCUAGAUAAAUGUUUGUUGUUAGGAAAUUAAAUUGGUUCCUCCAUUUUGUGAAACAGAAGUAGAAAAAUAUUUUCAGCAUUUUGAAGCUAUUGCUCUGAUUUCAGAGUGGCCGAAAAAGAAAUGGUCAAUGUUGUUACAGAGUGUAUUUAAAGGCAAAGCUGCUGAGCAAGCACUUGACUAUGAUACUGUGAAACUGCACAUGUUGAAGGUGUAUGAUUGGUCCCAGAAGCAUAUAGAGAAAGGUUCAGAAAUUUGAAGAAAUCUGUGGAAAACCUAUGUGGAAUUUGUCUAUGAUAAAGCUGUAUGUUUGGAGAGAUGUGUUUCCUCUACAAAUGUAAAUGGGGACUAUAAUAAAAUAAAGAGCUGAUUUUAGUGGACGAAUUUAAAAGAAGCAUCCCUGUUGAAGUAAGGACAUACUUAAAUGAGAGAGACACUGCUACCUUGCAGGACUCUGCUAGAUUAGCUGAUAAGUAUGUUUAAUCCAUAAGAAUAAAUUUCCUCAGGGUAGAACUUUUAAAAGGAAAAAUAACGCAGAGACUCAAGGUAAAACAGAAAUUAAAUCAGAAGUUAGUGUGAAAGGUAAGAAGGAAGGAAAACCUGUGAAGGAAAGACAAUUUGGUCCUAUCUGUAACUAUUGUAAGAAACCUGGUCAUGUAAUAGCUAAAUGUUUCUGAUUGAAAAAGAAAGAGAAGGAAGCUUGUCUGCAACAUACAGAAAUUCUUGUAAAUCCCCAGGGUUUGAUAAAUACAAAUGACGUUUUGUUAGAGUCUGACCAAGUUAAAAAGGGAUAUGAUAAUGUUAUAACUGGCGAGUUUGUUUCCUUGAAAGAAGAAUCCACUCCGGUGACAAAAAAGAUCCUUAGCGAUACUGGAGCUUCACAAUCACUGAUGUUAGACAGUGUAUUGAAGUUUAGUGAAGAGUCUGAUACUGGUGAGGUAAAUUACAUAUGAGGUAUUGGGAGUAUGGCUUAUGGCUGUACAUUUGCGUGAAGUAAAUUUAAUUUCAGUGUUAGUGACAGGACCUGUUAAAGUAGGACUACAGCCUAGCUUACCAGUGAAGGAAAUGAUUGUUGGGUAUUGUUAGGUAAUGAUUUAUUAGGUGGACAAGUUUUUCCUGAAGUGCAUUUGACAAUGGAGUCAAAGGAACCACAGAUGAAUUCUAACACAGAUUCUUCCUGUGUUGUGACUCGAGCUAUGUCUAAAAAGAUUGAUGUGCAGAAUGAGGUUGUUACGCAUGACUGUUCAAUUCAGGAUUCGAGUUUUGAGGAUGUGUCAGAAACUUUCUUACCUUCACUGUUUGAACAAAAUUCUUGGAGUAAGUCUGUCCAUGAUGAUUUGUCUCUGUCCAGGAAGGAGAUGUUAGCAGAGCAGAGUAGAGACCCUGAGAUAAUUAAAUUAAAAGAACAAGCUCUUCCAGACAGUAAAAUUGAUAGGGUGCCAGUAGGAUAUUAUUUUGAAAAAGGAGCAUCAAUGAGGAAGUGGAAAUCGCCUGCAAUUCCUGCAAGUGAUGAAUGGAAUAUUGUUCACCAGGUAGUUGUUCCUAAAUUUUAUCAAAAUGAGAUUUUAACUUUAGCUCAUAGUGUGCCCUUGGGUGGACAUCAAGGGGUAAGGAAAACUGUGGACAGAUUUUUAAAACAUUUUUACUGGCCUAGUUUACGAAAAGAUGUGGCGAUGUUUUGUACAAUGAGCCAUACUUGUCAAAUUCUGGGUAAACCAACUCAAGUUACACCACUGGCUCCAUUGCAACCUAUUCCAGCAUUUGGUGAACCGUUUUCUAAAAUUAGUAUAGAUUGUGUAGGUCCAUUACCAAAAACAAGAACUGGUUAUCAGUAUUUGUUGACUAUCAUGUGCACUGCGUCUAGGUUUCCAGAGGCUGCACCACUUAGGAAUAUAACAGCUAAAACUGUAACAAAGGCUCUUAUAAAUUUUUUUACUUAUUUUGGAUUGCCUAAGGAAAUGCAAUCUGAACAAGGCAAUAAUUUUUUGUCUGGAUUAUUUCAACAAAUAGUUUAUAAAAUUGGGAGUUAAGCAAAUUACUUUGCGUACCAUCCAGAGUCACAAGGUGCUUUGGGGAGGUUUCAUUCUACCCUCAAGCCUAUCGUUAGGAUGCAUUGUGUGGAAAAUGAAUGUGAUUGGGAUGAGGGUAUCUACUUACUUCUAUUUGGAGUAAGGGAGUCGGUGCAGGAAUCCUCAGUCCAUUUGAACGUGUGUUUGAGCAUAGGACCUUUAGCUUUAUUAAAAGAGCAAUGGAUUAAUAAGGAGGUACACACUAAUUUGUUGGACUAUGUUUUGAAACUUAAGGACAGAUUACAUAAAGCUUGUAGUUUAGCUGGGGAGAAUUUAAAAUUGGCUCAGGAGAAAAUGAAAUCCUGGUACGAUUAAGAAGCUAGGAUGAGGAUGGUUAAGCCUGGAGAUAGUGCUGGUUCUUUUCCCAGUGCAAAUGAAUCCUUUACAAGCUAACUUUCAUGGCCCUUAUGAAAUUGUGUCGAAAAUCAAUGAUGUGGAUUAUGUGAUUAAAAUCUCCAGAUCGUAGAAGGCCAACUCAACUUUGCCAUAUAAAUAUGAUAAAGUCAUAUUAUGAGAAACAGCCUGCUACUGUGACUGUUGUGGUCAAUAGUAAUGAGUCUGAUCUCACUAGGAACAUAAUAGAUGAUUCAUCUGAAACUCAUUCUAAACCCAACAUUGUUUCUGCCAGGUUACCAAACUCAACCAUUCUGGAAAAUGUUGAUGAGAAAUUAGCACAUUUACAACCAGAACAGAAGCAGCAGAUGAAACAAUUAAAUUCUAAAUAUAAGGAUUACUUUCCAGAUGUUCCAAGAAGAACCACAAUAGCUUCAAAUGAUGUAGAUGUUGGAGAUGCCAAACCCAUUGAACAACACCCAUAUAGAAUGAACACAGAAAAAUGUGAACUUGCUGAGAAAGAAAUUGAAUAUAUGUUAGAGAAUAACAUUAUUAGACAUUGUAACUCAAAUUGGAGUUCACCCUGUGUUAUGGUGCCAAAACCAGAUUGUAGUAUUAGGUUCUUUACGGACUAUAGAAAGCUGUAACAAAAACAGAUGCAUAUCCAAUUCCUAGAGUAGAUGACUGUGUAGAUAAAGUUGGAAAGGCAAAGAUCCUUACAAAGAUUGAUUUAUUGAAAGGGUAUUGGUGUGUUCCAUUAACGGACAGAGGUAGAGAGAUUUUUGCAUUUGUAACUCCAUCCGGGUUAUAUGAAUAUAAUGCUCUUCCAUUUGGGAUGAAGAAUGCCCCAGGUACUUUCCAGAGGAUGAUUAACUCUGUGAUUCAGGGAUUAUAGGAUACUGAUGCUUAUAUUGAUGAUUUAGUGACAGGGAAUAAUACUUGGAAAACAAAUGAUUGCGGUGGAGAAAUUUUUUGAAAGGCAUUCAAAAGCUAACUAAACUAUUAAUUUAGCUAAGAGUGAAUUUGGACAUGCCACGGUGACUUACCUUGGUUAUGUUGUGGGUCAAGGUAAGGUAGAUCCUGUUCAGGUAAAAGUUCGGGCAAUUUUAGAGAUUCCCACUCCAACGGGGGAAAAAAACUCUCAGAAGAUUCUUGGGAAUGGUAGGAUAUUAUUGGAAAUUUUGUAAGAAUUUUGCUAAUGUUGCCCUUCCAUUAAUUAACCUUUUGCAGAAGAAUGUGAAGUUUGUGUGGACAGAGCCUUGUCAAGAAGCAUUUGAAAAAUUGAAAACAAUGAUAUGUCAGCAACUUGUGCUUAAGGCACCUGACUUUGAAAAACCUUUUUCAUUAGCAGUAGAUGCUAGUAAUGAGGCUGCAGCAGCAGUAUUAAUGCAAAGGAAUGAGGGUGAUGAGGUUGAUCAUCCAGUAGCUUACUUUUCUAAGAAAUUUAAUAAGCAUCAAAGAAACUAUUCAACAAUAGCGAAGGAAUUGUUAUCUCUUUUUUUUAGCUUUGGAAUAUUUUGAGGUAUAUGUUGGUACAACUCAAAAACCACUUAUUGUUUACACUGAUCAUAAUCCGUUAGUUUUUCUGAGUAAGAUGAAACACAAAAACAGAAAGUUAUUAAAUUGGAGUUUGAUGUUACACUACAACAAUAUUGAGAUAACUCAUAUUAAAGGUAAAGAUAAUGUUUUUGCUGAUUGUCUUAUCUCGAUGUUGAAUGUACAAUGUAAUUUUUUUAUGGAGUUUUUUUUUCCAAUUGUAACACUCCUACUGUAUUGUGAUUUGUAAGAUUUUAUGUGAUGGUAUUGUAUAUUGUGUAUGUUAUAUAAUUUAUAUAUUUGUUUUUCUUGUCAAUAAUUUUUGAAAUUUUUGCUCUUGUCAGACCAAAAAUGUUUUUUUUUGGAGGGAGGUGUUACGUACUCGUGACACGUGACAGUGGUACCCUUGUCACGUGACUGGUGUUGAAGCUAUACUGGACUUGAGGUAGUGGUCUUGUGAUGGUGGAGUGACGUCAUUUUCCCGCCAGUUGAGGUCAUGUGACAUGUUUAUUUUACAGCGGAUAAAAGGAGGACCCCUCCCUGUGAGGAGGGGCUGUUCGUGGCUGGAUUUGCCAUGUUGACUUCAUGCCACGGUUUGAUUUAAUGUUAUGACGCAGUUUAGUUGACAGAUGAAGUUUUAUCUAAUGCCUAAAGUUUAAAAGGUCAUUGCCAGCAGUUUCUUUACAAUACUGCAAGUUAAGAAUAAGUGGAGAGUGAAGAUUGGAGUUCCUGGGAUAGAAGAUCAAGGACAAUCGAUUUCGACGGUGAAACGGGUUUGACCUUGUUUGAUCCUUGUUCGGAAGGAAUUCGUUGACUGUUCUCGUGUUAAUCCCUACGAAAUAGUAGAAAGGAUUGAGAAUAGUUCUGUAAAGGAAUGGCCAGUGACUUUAAGCCGUUUCGUUUCGUAAAAUCUUCGUGAGAAAAGUUCGAUUUGGGAAUCGAAACAACAUGACGUGAAAGAGAAUUUAAAUCGUCUUAAGAAGUUUCUCCCUUAAAUGGACUGUGAGCAUUUUGAACUUUUGGCAAUACUACUUUUGAGAACUGUUUUUGCAACAUCCCUUUAAUAACUGUUUAAGCUUCAUUGCUUUAAGAACUGUGUAAGCUGCGCACAGCAGCUGAUUUCCGGUUACGUUAGUGAUUUGUUUACAUUUGUUUUUUUUUCAGUGUUUAAUAAACAUGUUAUUUAUUAUAAAAA